Messenger RNA from Spea bombifrons (plains spadefoot toad), 2836 nucleotides. RefSeq names its product myosin light chain kinase 2 (gene MYLK2). Gene Ontology annotation, cellular component: nucleus; cytoplasm. Bases 679 to 2532 code for a protein of 617 amino acids. Gene Ontology annotation, biological process: intracellular signal transduction; positive regulation of apoptotic process; protein phosphorylation. The record is from RefSeq and is a predicted model, not a curated record. Gene Ontology annotation, molecular function: protein serine/threonine kinase activity; ATP binding. Lineage: Eukaryota; Metazoa; Chordata; Amphibia; Anura; Pelobatidae. The transcript is spliced from 13 exons.
AAGACUUCUCAGGGCGCAGCCAGCUUGUGGCACAAUCCUGUUGCCUGCCUGCCCCGGGCUGGGCAGAUAAAUUCCCAGUGACUGACAGAUGCUAAUGAUCACGCACAGCUGUUCCAGUUUGUCCCGGUAAUCCCAGGGCAGGGUCACUUCCAGGAUAAACAGAACCUUGUGUCCCAGUCCGUCUCCCCAAUGUUAACUUCUUGAGUACUCACCAGACGCAGCCGGGCAGGUCCUGCGCAGAUGGGGUUAAUGGGGAUGAUGGUACGUUGACAGAGGCGCUGGAGAAGGGCCACCGUUUCUGGGGACAUGAGAACGGGGUUGUUGUAAGAAGGAUGCAGGCAGAGCCCGGAGGUCCCGACAGCCCGCGGGCCGCACCGGACUCCUGUUUGUUUAAAGUCUCCAGUGGGAAGAAUGAAAAGUAUCCGAUGAAUAAGAUCCAACUGUGACAGGUGCUGCUGGUGGCAAUAACGUAACACGCGUGUAAGGGAUACGGCCCCCACCCACCGCAUUGUGUGUACCUGCUAUAUGAGAGCAAAACCAGCCCAGGACACUCAUUGCAACCCGGACAUCAGCACCCGCCGGCCCGUGUCUGAACGCCCGACGACCUGGAGCCAUACACACAGCUCUUCCUGCCUGUCGGUGUCACCGAGUCACGUCGCUUGAGCUGCCGCCUCUCAAAUGGCCGGAAUAUGGAUUGGGCAGGAUAGGUACCCAGGAGGAACUGAAGUGGCCGGUUCCAGCUCGAAGACAUCAGAGAGCCCAGCCAACAUAAAGACGUUGGAGAGCCCAACUAACGAGAAGACGUCAGAGAGCUCAGCUAACGAGAAGAUGUCUGAGAGCCUAGCUAAGGAGAAGACGUCGGAGAGCCCAGCUAACGAGGCAACGUCGGAGAGCCCAGCUAACGAGACGACGUUGGAGAGCCUAGCUAAGGAGAAGACGUCGGAGAGCCCAGCAAACGAGGCAACGUCGGAGAGCCCAGCUAAGGAGAAGACGUUGGAGAGCCCAGCUAAGGAGAAGACAUUGAAGAGCCCAGCUAAGGAGAAGACUUUAGAAAGCCUAGCUAACAAGAGGACGUUGGAGAGCCCAGCCAACAAGAAAGGAAUCACUGUAAAUCCACCAAAGAAGGAGCAGAACAAAGACUCCAAAAUGGAGCAAUUGGCCCCGGGGGCCCCUCCUGAGUCUGUUGUGGACCCCAAAGCAAAAAAGGAGCCAGGAAGCGAUGGGAAGAAGUUGGGAGAAGUGAACGACCAAUUAAACGUGGCGUCUGGUGCUGGAGGAUCACGGUCUCAGAGCCAAAUAGAAGGGGGAUUGGGAAAGCCCACACCCCUUCCACGGCUGAAAACCAAGCUCAAGCUGUCCACAGACAAAGUAUCUCAGGGACAAGGGGCUGAAGAAGCCACAAGCAGCCCAACAGUCCCCGAGAGCCCGUGGGGCAUCUACCCAUUAACCCCAGGAGCCAUGGAUCUGCAGAGUCCUGUUAUCAUAAUAGGAGAUGAGGUGUUCCAGGUCAUAGAUGACUGCCCCCCACCUCCUGCUCCAUUCCCACAUCGGAUUGUGACCCUCCGACAGGACGAUGUGGCCACUCUGUAUGACUUGAACAUGAAUGAAAUCAUUGGAGGGGGCCGAUAUGGAGAAGUCCACCUCUGCAAAGAGAAAUCCAGUGACCUCCAGCUUGUGGCCAAAGUCCUGAAGUUACAAAGCAGCCGAGAACGAGAGAUGGCUCUGAAUGAGAUCGGUGUUAUGAAUCAGCUGGAUCAUCGGAACCUCAUCCAAAUGUUUGACGCCGUGGAGACGCCUACCGAGAUCUUCCUGUUUCUGGAAUACGUGGAGGGCGGCGAGCUGUUUGAGAGGAUUAUUGAUGAAAAUUACCAGCUGACGGAGCUGGACGCCAUGGUGUACGUGCGCCAGAUCUGCGAGGGCAUCUUCUACAUGCACCAGAUGUACGUCCUGCACUUGGACCUCAAGCCCGAUAACAUUGUGUGCGUCUCACCAAUCAGCCACAUGGUGAAAAUCAUAGAUUUUGGCCUGGCUAGAAGAUAUAAGCCGCAGAAGAAGCUGAAAGUUUCCUUCGGAACGGCAGAAUUUCUGGCCCCCGAAGUUGUGAAUUUCGAUUUUGUGUCUUUCCCGACGGACAUGUGGAGUGUCGGUGUCAUCACAUACAUGAUGGUCAGCGGUCUCUCCCCUUUCCUUGGGGACAAUGAAACAGAAACACUGAAUAAUGUGCUCAGUGGUAAUAUAGACUUUGACGAGGAGCCGUUUGAACUCGUAUCAGACGAAGGCAAAGACUUUAUAUCCAAUCUGAUGAUUCGGGAGAAAAGCGGGCGGAUGAGCGCUGCCCAGUGCCUCAAACACCCUUGGCUCAACGAUCUUGCGCGAAAGGCCAAGCUUUGCCAUCGGCUCCUUAAGUCUCAGAUAGAAUUGCGCAAGUACAUGAUGCGUCGGCGCUGGAAGAAAAAUGUUUUCGCCGUGACGGCAGCAAACAGGUUUUUGAAGAUCAGCAGCUCCAGUUGUCUGACCUCUCUGGGUGAAUGAGACUUCUGGGUGAUCCUGGGGAGGCACCAUGCGCAGCCUGCCAUUAGUGUCUAUGCUAAGGGAAGGAGGACGCACAAAACAGACCCAAUUUCUAACAAUGUCUGAUGUUGCUUCAGGAAGUUUGGGGGAUACAGUCAGUCCUAGAACCUAGAAUGAAUCCUGACGGAACCCCCUCAUUACAUAGUUCACGUGCGUUAAGAAAAAGAGGGGCUCGUCCUCAGAGAGCACGCUGAGCCCCAAAAAGAUUUAACUCACAGUAAGUGUGUUUAAUAAAUUGUGGUGGAAUCCACUUAUUUGCACCAAA